AAAAUUUUGCAAUUCUGGCUGGGAAAAGUGUCGGGUCCUCUACAGGGCCGACGAUCGAGGGAUCUACAUUUUGUCUCAAAGAUCGACAUUUUGUCUCAAAGAUCGGCGACGUAUUUCUCGGGGGAUUUCGGAAUCAUCUAUUUUAA
Acaulospora morrowiae is the source of this 146-nucleotide messenger RNA. Lineage: Eukaryota; Fungi; Glomeromycota; Glomeromycetes; Diversisporales; Acaulosporaceae. The record is from the annotation of a GenBank genome assembly.